AUGCCGUUGCCCUUCAGCCUGAAGGUCCUCCACCAGGUGCUGUUGGCAUUGGCUCACAUGCACAAGAGGCAGAUGAUGCAUUUGGACAUCAAAGGCCAAAACUUGAUGUUCCAGGUCUCCUAUCGAGAUACCAUCUUGCCGCACGAGCGUGCUGGGCACCCGGCACCGAUGAUGGUCAUGAAGGCGCCCCACGUGGUGCUCGUGGAUUUCGGCACCGCGCGAAGGAUGGAGGAGGUGAAAGGUGAGCCCAUUGGCACCUGUGCCUUCAUGGCACCAGAAGUCUGGAAGGGAUGCCUCUCGUCGAAGGCAGACGUCUUCAGCUUGGGUGUGGUCUUUUUCCAGAUGCUGGCUGGGAAGUUGCCCUUUAAUCCGCCAGACACCAUAGACCUGGCCCAGGAAUACUGGGCCAUGGAGCCGUUGCCUCCCUGGAAUGAAGUGCCGUACACAGCACCUCUGUGUCAAGAGGUCUGUGACUCCCUGCUGCAGGUGCCUCAGGCCUCACGACCUCAGGCCGAGGAGCUUUUGCUUCACCCACUCUUCGCGGAUCUGCACGAACAUCAUCCUGAGGAGGAGACGGUGGCCAUCCCGACGCACUACGCUCAGCGCUUGGUGAAUUUUGCGGGCAAAGAUGUGCUCCAGAAAUGCAUGCGACUCCGCUUGGCACGCGCUUGGUCCUCAAACCAAAUGCCCAGUUUCAGGCGCCUCUUCGUGGCCUUGGCGCCGCAGGGGCGCUUGCCGCCCGCGCGCCUCGUGGCGGCGCUCUCCUGCUCGGGCCUGGCGGAGCGCUACGGCAGCGCGGCGCUGGUGGCACAGGCGGCGCAGCAGGCGGCCGACGCGCUGGUGAACGAGGAGGGCGCCAUCAGCUUCACCCUUUUCGUGGCGGCUUUGGCAGAUUUGGGCGAUCCAAAGUACGAAAACUUCCUCCUACAGAGCUUCGAGCAAGUCGACCAUGAUGACGACAGUCUUCUGGGCAUCGAGGACUUGGCUGAAUUGCUCUCUGCUGACAUGAAGCGGCAUGCCGUCCUGCUGCAGGAGUUCAUGGUUGCGUUAACCGGUCAUGCGUCGCCCGGCACCAAGCUCGAGUGGCGCCAGUUCCUGCGGCACUUCCAAAGCCGUGACGCAGCAGAGGCGGCACCCAGGGAAGCCUCUGAGUCGCCGGAAGCUCCUGACGUGGCCAAAGGGCCGGACGCCUUCUUCCAACACUUCGCUGGGACCCUGCUGGACCGCGCAGUGGAACAGAUGCACCGGGCUGAGGCGAAGGGCGCGAAGCGGGCGCAAGGGAGGUUGCACGCAGCGCAGCAGGUUUUGCGGCGCCUGCCCAGACAACCCACAUCCGGCUGGCUGGCUGGUGGUCCAGGCGAGGCACACCGCGACUCGCUGACGGACGUGUGGCGCUUCAUGGAGGAGCUCCAGGUCUUGCUGAUGCAGGAUGAGGUCUUCCGCCAGAGCGACCUGGCCUUUUGCUCCGAGCCGGCCAUCGCCUGUGUGGCGAUGCAUCGUGCUGGGAAGCCAGUACUGGGCUACUUCGGGGUGCACGUCGCCUUCAUGAUCCACGAGGGGAGAGAUCAAAAGCGUCUUUAUGGGGCUUUUCUGGAGUUGAGCCAGGAUGAGCGCCACUCGUUCGCCACGAAAGCGCCCUACCUGUCGUUGCAGGUCUACAGCCAUACCUCCUUGAAGCUUCCGGCCAUCCGACCGCUCUCACUCUACACACAGCCGGUGAUCUAUUCCGGAGCCGAGUCCCGGGAAGUGCUCCUGAACCGGCGUCCUGUGCCUUUUUGGAACAGGCGCUUGUUGAUGAACUCCUUCGCCGAGCUCAAUGGCUUCCACUUCAGGUUUGAAGUUGUGGAGAGACUGGCGGACAAGAGCUACAGCAACUGGCUUUCUCACCGUGCAGGCAUCUACUACCCCUAUGAUUGGCUCCAAACGAUGGGUUUCUAUGAUUGGAUCAAUAUGGGCCUGCCGACGUUUGUGCCGGACACACCCAUGUACACCUACACCAUGCAGGGCACCAACAACAGGGGCUGGACGUCCUCGAUAUUCGAGCCGCCGAAGGAGAUCUAUCCUUACAGAUAUCAGGACUGGGAGGACUUGGAGUCUCGCCCCUCGGGCGUGGUCUGCACGUGGUUUGAGCGAGCGAGCGAACUCUGA
Molecule: messenger RNA, 2148 nt
Organism: Durusdinium trenchii
Lineage: Eukaryota; Dinophyceae; Suessiales; Symbiodiniaceae
Source: the annotation of a GenBank genome assembly